AUGGGAGAGUCCGCCGAUGCUUCUGCAGACGGCGAGGCUUCUGAUAGCACAACGGCGGAUGGACGCAGGGUUGUCAUCGUGGCUGCCGACGGCGACAUUGUGCUGGACGUGACCUUUGAGACGUCUCCCGAGACGCUCAAGAAACAUCGACGAGCCGAGGCGACAGCGCUACGCAAGCCGCGGGUGCCCAACCAGCCAGCCCCCGACCGGGGCAGCUCGCGUGUACAGGUGGCGUACCGGCUCAGUCUUGAGGUGUUGAAACGCAGCUCAAAGUACUUUGCCAACUUGCUCUCCAACCCGCAGUUUCGCGAGGCCGAUGCAGUGUCCAGCGUCCAUGCCAAGCUGCGCUCGAUGAGAAUUCAGCCCAAGGCAGCCAGCGUAGACGAGCUUCCAUGGGUAUCUGUCGUCGAGGACGACGAUGCCACCAAGGCCGCUGGCCACGAGGUCGCGUUUGAGGACAUGCUGCGGAUCCUGCACAAGAAGCCGGUCAAAGAAAGCCGAGCAAUCAUGUCGUAUGCUACAACCAUGGCCAUUAUCGCUGACCGCUUUGAUUGCGUCGCUGUUGUUGCGCGGGCUCUCAAUACAGAUCUCAAGUUCAAGUGGCCGCUGACCAGCACAAAACCAUUUGUCGAUGAUGCGGGCCGGCCUACUGAUGUCGAGCAAGUCUUGCGUCAAAAAGUGCUGGUUUCGUGGUUACUAGGACAACCCAUGAGGCUGCAGCAGUCGUCGCGCGAGCUCAUCAUGCGCGGAUCCAGUCUCUGGAGUGUGUAUCAUGAACCAGAUGGGAUCUCGACAGCUGCCUGGUGGAAUCUUCCUGACGGUAUUGAAGACGAGCUUCGGCACCGUCGAGAGUGCAUUCUUGACACGAUUGCCUCUGUGCAGAAACAUUUCCUCGAUUUAUACUCGACUCGCGAUAGACAGUGUAAACUGGGGUACGACUCUAGUACAGCGUGUGACUCGUUUCAACUGGGACAAAUGAUCAAGUUUCUGGUGUCAAAGAGUCUACUGUACUUGGUUGACUACAGCGCGUCAUCAAUCAAUGGUGUGCCUGACGGCUCCUCUGUCAACAUUGAGGAACUUAUCAGCACUCUGAGGCAGUGUCCCAGCUAUCAGAUCGAUAAGCAUCACACAAACUGCGGUCCACGGGUGCGUUUAGGACCAAUCCUAGACUACAUUCAGUCGAUGCUCUCGGCGAGCGUCGUGUCAUUGUCUCACGCCGACUGGAAAAAUCGGCGAGAUAAGGCAGCCUGGGUCCCGGAACACAACUCAAACACGGCAAGCGGCGAUGAACGGAACAUCACAUUCCUGUUUACCCGAUCCGUAGCCAACGACCAGCGCUUGCGGUAUGAGGGAGCGCUGUACGUUGACAAAAUGGCCAAACAACUGUUUACCGCUGACUCGUGGAACUGGACCCCGGAGGCGUGA
Molecule: messenger RNA, 1425 nt
Organism: Cordyceps fumosorosea ARSEF 2679
Lineage: Eukaryota; Fungi; Ascomycota; Sordariomycetes; Hypocreales; Cordycipitaceae
Exons: 2
Coding region: 1-1425 (474 amino acids)
Source: RefSeq, a predicted model, not a curated record